AAAUUACUUCCGUAUUCUACUUUUCCAGGAUAAUGACAACGAUGUUGUGGACCGUGUUCUGUUUUAUUUUUCCCGGUGCAUUGUCAUACGCCUGCAUGGAUGAGGACGGCCAAGCUGUUGACUGGUGGGUUGCUUACAAGCUACCAAAAUUGAAAACAUUGGCAGAUGACAACGUUCAGGAUGGUCAUGCUUAUGCAUAUUUCACCGCGAAGGAUGUGUCUUACAACUGGGGACUGGACAAACCAGGAUAUGUUGCACGACCUCCGAAGAAUGGCUGCAUGUUGUCUUCCAAAUCAAUAGGAGAUUUUGAGAGUUUAAUUGGUCGAACAUUGGAGCCGCUGUAUUCGAAUGCUUCAAAAUCUCAGUUUGCUCUCCUGUACAACGACGAAUUCCCAAAUGGUACAGUGAGCUUCACAAAGGGUCACACAAAAGGAGCUGUUGUGAUGGAUGAUCAUGGUUCUGGAUUUUGGCUGAUACAUAGUGUUCCGCACUUCCCUCCAAAGCCAGAAGAUGGGUUCGGGUAUCCAGCUUCUGGCAGAACCUAUGGUCAAACUUUGUUUUGUGUAUCUUUUGCCGGUGGGGAAUCCCCGGAAACAAUUGGAAAGCAAUUGACUGUCAAUGAGCCGUUCAUCUAUUUCAAGGAUAUCCCAGCGUGGGUGCAAUUGCGGUUUCCUUCCAUGUUUGAGGCUGCGGGAGGAAAGAAAACCAUGAGUGCAGGACCAGCCAGUCAAAUUUUGGAGCUUUUCACAAGUUCUGGGAUGUCAAUGACUAGCUUUGCCAAAUCAAAUUUAUUUAAUCAGGAUUUGUAUUCGGAGCUGGUUGCGCCAGCUUUGAGAUCUGAGUUGAUUGCUGAGACUUGGCGUCAUGGUGUUCUGAGACAAAUUUGUCGACAGAAAACCCAGUUUUUGCGAGCUGGUGGAACCCUGUGUUUCAGGGAAAGAAUCGUCUGGCUGUGGUUUGAUGCCAUUUUAUCUGGUAUUGAGGAUUGCCCGGUCGUCCGCAAAAACGUUAUAGUGGCUGAGAGUGCCUCCGAAGCACUGGGAAAUUUGCAUUUUGAAAACGAUAGUCAGGAUAAAACUGUGAUCUGCUCUGAUGGACUUCACGAGAAGCAGCUAGAGUGCAAAGUUUUGAAUUCACUGAACGUGGUUCCGAUCUCCGAAGAAGUGUAUGGGCAUUGUUUAGCAAAGGAAAGUUUAUUUGGAUAA
This is a messenger RNA of Notodromas monacha, 1205 nucleotides long. NCBI's taxonomy places the organism in Eukaryota, Metazoa, Arthropoda, Ostracoda, Podocopida, Cyprididae. The record is from the annotation of a GenBank genome assembly.